CAAAACCUUCAAGUAAAAUUCUUAGUGAAAUAAAAAUUGAUGAUUCCAAAGUGAAUGUCAUCCAAACAUCUUCACUAGUACAAAAUGAUGCAAAUUCUGGAAUCCGAAGAACAUCCACUAGAGUAUCAAGAGCAAGUUUGAAAAAAGUAGUUGAAGCAGCUAAUAACCAAAUUACAACUCGAAACACUUUGUAA
Messenger RNA from Funneliformis mosseae, 194 nucleotides. The record is from the annotation of a GenBank genome assembly. NCBI's taxonomy places the organism in Eukaryota, Fungi, Glomeromycota, Glomeromycetes, Glomerales, Glomeraceae.